UUCUUGGAGGUGAUCCUGGUGCAGCCAGACAGUCCGCGGAGAUCGCGCAGCGCGGGGGGUGGGACAGGCACCGAGGCGAAGGGAUCAGAGGGAAGGGGAGAGAAAGAGAGACAGAAACUGGGCAGCUCCUCGUCUUCCCCUCGGCGUCCCCAUGCCUCGGCGGUGCCCCGGCGCCUUCCCCUCGCCCCGGGCGCAGUAGCCAUGGCCGCGGUGGCGGUCCUCCGCAACGACUCCCUCCAGGCUUUCCUCCAGGACCGCACCCCCAGCGCCUCCCCAGACUUGGCCAAGCACUCGCCCCUGGCUCUUCUGGCCGCCACCUGUAGCCGGAUCGGACAGCCGGGCGCAGCGCCCUCGGAUUUCCUGCAGGUCUCCUACGACCCGACGCUGGGAUCCCCCUCCAGGAUCUUCCACCCGUGGAGCGGCGAGAUGCCGGCGCACUCCCCGGGGGGGCUGCCGCCGCCUCACCCCAGCCUGGGGCUGACCCCUCAGAAGAACCACCUGCAGCCCUCCUUCGGGGGGGCGCACGAACUGCCCCUCACCCCUCCGGCGGACCCCUCCUACCCUUACGAGUUUUCCCCCGUCAAGAUGCUGCCCUCCUCCAUGGCCGCCCUGCCGUCCAGCUGCCCCCCCGCCUACGUCCCGUACGCCGCCCAGGCCGCCCUGCCGCCCGGCUACUCCAACCUGCUGCCGCCUGCCCAGCCCUGCCGGCAGCUCUCGCCCAACCCGCCGCCCGAGGACAUCCCCUGGUGGAGCAUCCAGCAGGCAGGAGCCUCGGCCGGCUGCGGCCACCGCUUCCCCGCGGCCGCGGCGCUGCCGCGGAGCCUGGUGCUGGGCCACUCGGACUUCGCCCAGUACCAGACGCAGAUCGCCGCCCUGCUGCAGACCAAGUCUCCCCUGGCGGCCACGGCCAGGAGGUGCCGCCGCUGCCGCUGCCCCAACUGCCAGUCGGCCGCGGGCAGCGCCCCGGAGGCGGAGCCGGGCAAGAAGAAGCAGCACAUCUGCCACAUCCCCGGCUGCGGCAAGGUGUACGGCAAGACCUCGCACCUGAAGGCGCACCUGCGCUGGCACACGGGCGAGCGGCCCUUCGUCUGCAACUGGCUCUUCUGCGGGAAGAGCUUCACCCGCUCCGACGAGCUGCAGCGGCACCUGCGGACUCACACGGGCGAGAAGCGCUUCGUCUGCCCCGAGUGCGGGAAGCGCUUCAUGCGCAGCGACCACCUGGCCAAGCACGUCAAGACCCACCAGAACAAGAAGCUGAAGGCGGCGGCGGAUGGCGUCAAGCGGGAGGACGGCCGUGACCUGUGACCGCCGGGCGGCGGGGAGGGACCGGCCCGGGACCGUCGGCGGCCGCCGCACCUGCGGGCCGAGCCGCGCCGCGGCGGGAACUCGGGCCCGGGCCGCCCCGCAGCCGGCGGCGGGGCGGGGCAGAGGGCGGUCGGCUUUCGGACUCGCUGCGGGCCCGGCGAGCGGGAGCUGGGCUGGGGGCGACGUCGGGGGGAGCCGCCAACCCUCCGGCCCGGGACUGGACGCUCGCAGGGCCCCAGGGCCGCCGCCGCCGCCGCGCACCCCCGUCCCAGGACAGGCGUCUUCACCGGCCCCGCCGCCCCGGGGCGCCGCCGAGGGGAGGCCGCAGCCCUUGGGGCGGGAGCGGGGCCGCCACCUCGGGGGCCAGGGAUUGUGGGCGGCCGGGAGUGGGGCGGCAGCGUGGGCCCGGCCAUCCCGGGGCCCGGCCCUCGGUGCUUUCAGGGGAAAAGACUGAAGUUUUGUGUACAGGUUAUUUAAUAGUUCUGUUUGAAUACAAGUGUUUCUCUCCUCGUCCUCGGCCCCGUGCGGGGCUCCAGCAUGAGAUGUUUCUGUAAAGCGACCCGCGACUGCAGCGUGAAAUAAACACGUUAACACAGGGGUUACGCAGG
Phalacrocorax carbo (great cormorant) is the source of this 1913-nucleotide messenger RNA. Lineage: Eukaryota; Metazoa; Chordata; Aves; Suliformes; Phalacrocoracidae. The record is from RefSeq and is a predicted model, not a curated record.